Angiostrongylus costaricensis is the source of this 531-nucleotide messenger RNA. The record is from the annotation of a GenBank genome assembly. NCBI's taxonomy places the organism in Eukaryota, Metazoa, Nematoda, Chromadorea, Rhabditida, Metastrongylidae.
AUGAAGUACGACGCCAUCGGUCUAGCCGAGAAGAGAAGACGCCACCUUUUCAACGCCAUCUAUGACACCGGAGAAGAACUGUUCCUCGGAACAUGCGACAGUACAGGAGUCGGCGGCGACGGCGUUCUCUUCGGACUAGAUGGUGCUGCUAAGCUGUCGAGCGACGCCAUUUCGAAGACAGUUGUUCGUCAACAUUUCUACCUCUGCAUUCAGCUUGUCGAUGCUGUUACUAUGUGCAGUCAUGGUUUUGGAGAUAUUCGCCUACAUCACCUUGGAAAGGAAAAAAUCUUCUUCAUGUCCUUGGCCGCUGCUAUUUUGCUAUUUUCUGCUGUCCUGUGUAUUGUUUACGCCAACAAGUUCAAGUCGGCCGUAGCUGUUGGACUUCUUCAAACUAUCGUUCGGUAUGACGAUCAGCCGGUAGAUCGUUUAUUUGUCGAUAAAUUUCAGAGCUUUUACAACUGCUGUGGCGUGAAUGGUGAUGACGACUACCGUGAUUUAUCGAGUGUGAAGCUUUAUGGUUAUAAAAAGUAA